This is a messenger RNA of Lactuca virosa, 744 nucleotides long. The record is from the annotation of a GenBank genome assembly. Lineage: Eukaryota; Viridiplantae; Streptophyta; Magnoliopsida; Asterales; Asteraceae.
AUGGUUAGAUCCCCGUGUUGCGAGAGGAUGGGGUUGAAGAAAGGCCCAUGGACACACGAAGAAGAUCAGAUCCUCAUCGACUACAUUAAAAAGUAUGGUCAUGACAACUGGCGCGCUCUCCCUAAACUAGCUGGUUUGUUAAGAUGCGGGAAAAGUUGCAGGCUUAGAUGGACUAAUUAUCUCAAUCCAGAUAUUAAAAGGGGUAACUUUACUAGAGAAGAAGAACAAACCAUCAUACAAUUGCAUGAAGCCAUAGGAAAUAGAUGGUCAGCAAUUGCAGCACAAUUACCGGGACGUACAGAUAACGAGAUUAAAAAUGUUUGGCACACUCACUUAAAGAAGAGAGUGCAUGAGGCUGAGAACCGAUGUCAGGCCUCAAAUUUUCAGCAACAAAAGAUCAAAUUAGAAGAGUACAUUGAGUUAUCACCGACGUCCUCCUCUAUAAAAUCAUCAGAUAUUAAUUCUGAUAAUGUUCAUGACCAGACUAGUGACAGUCAACUCAAUUCUCCUAAACACUCUUACUGUGAGAUUUCUUCGGUUAUCACCAUGGAUAAAGGUGACAUGCAAGUUUUGGGAAGUUUACAAGAAAUGGAUAAUGACUUCUGGUCAGAGAUUUUCUCAGGUGAAAACUCCGGUGAGUUAACGGUGAUGGAAGCAGGUUACAAAUACACGUCAAGCAUGAAUGAUGACAUGCAGUUUUGGUUCAAUGUAUUUACGAGAGGAGAGGAGUUAUUAGAAUUCUAA